AUGUUGUAUCACGAUGCAGAUCCUAAUUAUGUAGACGUGUUGAGCUACAUGAAUGAGCUGUUCACUGCGUUGUUCCUAUUAGAGUGUAUCCUCAAACUGAUCGCUUUAGGAUGCAAGAAUUUUUUCAAAGACUCGUGGAAUACAUUUGACUUCAUAACAGUCGUCGGCAGUGUUAUCGAUGCCCUCGUUAUGGAAAUUACAGAAUUUAAUUUUAUAAGUGUUGGAUUUUUACGCUUGUUUCGAGCGGCCCGACUCAUCAAACUCUUAAGACAGGGGUAUACUAUUCGUAUACUUCUCUGGACUUUUAUCCAAUCAUUUAAAGCGCUGCCUUACGUAUGUUUGCUGAUCGCUAUGUUAUUCUUUAUUUAUGCCAUUAUCGGAAUGCAGGUAUUUGGGAAUAUGGACUUUGAGGCCGAGGCCGAGAUCAAUCGACACACCAAUUUCCGUACUUUCUCUGAAUCAUUAAUAUUGUUAUUCCGGUGUGCGACAGGCGAGGCGUGGCAGUCCAUUAUGUUGUCCUGUGUUUCUGGAAAGCCAUGCGAUUCCAAGACUAAUAAGGGUGAAGACGAGAUGAAUUCUUGCGGUUCAGAUCUCGCCUAUUCAUACUUUGUUACCUUCAUCUUCUUUUGCUCAUUUCUCAUGCUGAAUUUAUUCGUUGCCGUCAUUAUGGAUAACUUUGAUUACUUAACGCGUGAUUCUUCAAUUCUGGGCGCACAUCACUUGGACGAGUAUAUCAGGGUUUGGGCUGAAUAUGAUCCAAAUGCUACUGGAUUUAUACACUAUUCAGAAAUGUAUGAUAUGCUCCGAAAUAUGGACCCACCGCUAGGGUUUGGUAAUAAAUGUCCCUAUAGGCUCGCAUAUAAGAAACUGAUUCGCAUGAAUAUGCCCAUCACUGAAGAGGGAAAAGUGAAUUUUACGACAACACUAUUCGCGUUGAUUAGGGAAAACUUGAGCAUUAAGAUGAGACCGGCCGAGGAGAUGGAUCAGGCGGACAGAGAACUUAGACAUACUCUCAAUAAGCUUUGGCCACUCCAGGCCAAGAAGAUCAUUGAUAAGCUAAUCCCCACUCACGAGGAGUUACGUAACGGACGACUGACUGUCGGCAAAAUAUAUGCCGGCUUUUUAGUGCUCGAGAACUGGAAGACCACCCGAUUUGGACAAAUACAAGGCGUCGGCUUAUCUUAUUGUUGUAGUUAUGAAAUGACUGUUAAACUGAUAUUCAUUCGCGCUUUUGUGUUGACUAAACGUCUCGUAAUGUUGUCUUUGUAUUCGAUGUCUAUUUUACAGGAAAGGCAAUCCAUUCUUCCUUCAGAAGCGGUACAACCGUCACUAUUGGCCCGACUUAUGGGCGCCGUUAGAAACCCUAACAAACCGGCAGAUGAGCAAAAUUUUGCUGAUAUGAAGGCAGUGUUGACUUCAAACGCUCGCAAAGAAUCGCUUAAAGACUCCAUACAAAGUGAUUCCGAUCGUGAGAGACAACGACGAGAACCAAAAGGGUUUAUGAGACGAGGAAGUAGUCGUAAAACACGAAGAAGACGCACAUCUAUUAUGACCAGUGCUUAUGGCACUGGCAAUGAGCCCCGAACCGGCUCUCAGAUAAUUUUUGACUUUGAAUUAGUGGCUCUUAGAAGACCAGACGCUAAGACUAGAGCUGAUACCUGUGUUAAGCAUAUUAAUAGAGGCUCUGAUGUGAGUGUUUCCAAACACAUCGUAAACAUCAUUGAGAUUAGAGACAAACCCUUCUAUGCAUUCGGCAUAUAUCCGUUUAGUAUUAAGAAUGAUCAGCCUGUGGUGACAGCAUUGGCGCAACUGUCCACUCACUUACAUCCCGAUCCCCAUCACGGAAGGGGCGGAUCAUUCAGAAGACGAUCGCGUUCUCGGAGUAGAUCGCCAUCUAUUUCUAUGCGAAGGGAUAGUAAUAUAGGGCCGACCGGAACCGCAGUUAGCGGCGAAACACACGCCAGACAUCGAUCGCCUACACCUAUAGGCAGGUCUUCGUCGCCACCAAAACCAGAUCACGGUUUUGCUGAAACGGUGACAGAUAUUGUCGAUUACGUUAAAUAUGAGACCUCGAGGAAAGGUAGAGCGCGGGCCAAAGUAAGAGGCGAUUGGGAGACAACUGGUUUAGGUCGGAGUCCGUCGCAAAAGGGGAGUCGACGUAAACAUCACAGGCCGUGGACGGGCGGACCCAUACAACAGGAACGCAGUCGUAGCGCUUCUCCCGAUUACCGCAACGCCUGUUUGGCCGCCCGAUCGCGCAGUCCUUCCCCUUAUCCGCCCCCUAAUGGCCAGACCUCUGAAUAUUACGGAACAACACAACUGGAACAGAGGUCGAGGAGUCCGAGUCCUUCGUCGGCGCACUCAUUACCUGUGCAGAAGAGGUCAACCCUUGGAGUGGGUCCGAGUGGUGGCGCCGGCAGAACAGUUUCACACUCGCCUACAAUACCAAACCGAUCGCCCGGUGCUAUCAAUUUCCCCAAAUUGAACGCCUCUCCCACUCACCUAACAAAACAACAGUCCUCUCAGCAUAACUGGACGGUCGCCGCCGGCAACGGAUUGUCGACAUUGUUGGCGCCGUUACGGGCGAUAGGCCGGGCCAACAGUAGCUCCUGUUUGGCAAAUGUUGUCGGCUUUGGUAGACGAGGUGCCGGUGUCCGAGAACUGCCUCAACCGCCAGUUAUGGUACCACAACCUCACAUGCCGUUCAGCCAAAGCAUGGGAGGCGUGUCAGGAGUGGCGCCGCCGUCGUCUCUGCACACGUGGAAAGAGGAGGCGCCGCACACUUUCCAAGCGGCCAACGCUCCCGCACUCGCACUCAUCACUGCUAACACAAGUGCUCGCGUACUGCCACUUAUGACCAAUGGUUUCAAGCACUUCAGACCCCCAUCUAAACACACGGAUCGCCCGUUACUGCCCAACGCGGGCGCUGUUAGGGCCCGAAGCGCUGGCGGCCAUCAUCGACCAACUCUGGCCCCAUUGGCACAGAGGCCUAACUCGAGUAUGACUGUCGACACCUUAGCCGACACACAACGUCUCGAGACCGAUGAAGAGGACGACGACACUGAUUGGUGUUAACGAUCACUAUAUUUAG
Messenger RNA from Medioppia subpectinata, 3091 nucleotides. The record is from the annotation of a GenBank genome assembly. NCBI's taxonomy places the organism in Eukaryota, Metazoa, Arthropoda, Arachnida, Sarcoptiformes, Oppiidae.